AGAAAAUGAGGGCUCUGAAACGGCUGUAGCUAAUUAUAGUGAUUACAAUGGAAAUGAUAUAGCUAAUGAUAGUGCUAAGGCCCCUGCCUCCGUAGCAUAUGAUGUUGAUUCCAGGUCAAAAGAAAAUGAGGGCUCUGAAAUGGCUGUAGCUGAUUCUGGUGAUUGCAAUGGAGAUGGCUUAGCUAAUGGUAGUGCUAAGGCCAGUGUCUCUGAAGCCAAUUUUCUCGAUUUCAGAUCAAAAGAGAAUAAGGGCUCUGAAAUGGCUGUAGCUGCUGAUGGUGAUUGCAAUGGAGAUGGUUUAGCUAAUGAUGGUGCCAAGGCCACUGUGUCUGAAGCCAAUGUUCUCGAUUCCAGGUCAACAGAGAAUGAGGACUCUGAAAUGGGUGUAGCUGAUGAUGGUGAUUGCAGUGGAGAAGGUUUAGCUAAUGAUAGUGCUAAGGCCACUGUCUCUGAAGCCAAUGUUAUCGAUUCCAAGUCAAAAGAGAACGGAGGCUCUGAAAUGGUUGUAGCUGAUGAUGGUGAUUGCAAUGGAAAUGCUUUAGCUAAUGAUAAUGUCAAGGCCACUGUCUCUGACGCCGAUGUUAUCAAUACCAGGUUAAAAGAGAACGGAGGCUCUGAAAUGGCUGUAGCUGAUGAUGGUGAUUGCAAUGGAAUUGUGUUAGCUAAUGAUAGUGUCAAGGCCACUGUCUCUGAAGCCAAUGUUAUCGAUUCCAAGCCAGAAGAGAAUGAGGGCUCUGAAAUAGCCGUAGCUGAUGAUGACAGUUGCCAUGGAGAUGGUUUAGCUAAUGAUAGUGCUAAGGCCACUGUUUCUGAAGCCAAUGUUCUCGAUUUCAGGUCAAAAGAGAAUGAGAUUUCUGAAAUGGUUGUAGCUGAUGAUUGCGAUGGAGAUGGUUUAGCUUAUGAUAGUGCUAAGACCACUGUCUCUGAAGCUGCUGUAGAUAUGAGGAAUAAACAGAAUGAGGUUUGUGAAUUGCCUGUUACCGAUGAUGGGGUUACUACCAUCUCUGUCUCUGACCUUGAUGGGGAUUGUUUACUUGAUGUUAGGGAAAAGGAUACAGUUUCAGAAGCUGUUGUUGUUGAAUCCGGGGCUGAACAGAAUGAGUCCACUAACAGUGGUGAAGUUGAAGCUGAUUCUGCAUGUCCUGUCUCUAAUGUUAAUGUAGACAGGCCUGAACAAAAUGCCGUGUCUGGAAAUGAAUCAGUUCAAGUUGGGGAAAGCUUAACAGCUGCUGAUGAGUUUCCCAUGGAAAGUGGUUUGGGCUUAGAACACAAUACUGAAUGGAAUUUGAGUUCGGUAGCUGAUACUAAUUUAGAGAAAGAAACUGGGAGUGUUUCUUUCUCUGGUGAAUGUGGAGAGGCCUUGCAGAAUGUUCACACUCAGGAUGGUAUUUCAGGAAUGGUUCAGAUCAACAACUCUGUUGAUUCAGGUCAGUCUUCUGAACUUGUGGAAAACUCUCUCUCUCCCAUUACAAAUAAGAUUGUGCAUGUAACUGUUGAAGGGGUUCUUAAUGAUACAAUAGCUGAUGUCGUGGAAGGCACAUCUGCCGCAGUUACACUCCACAAGGAUGCAAGUGUAGAAAGUGGUGUUAGUGAUACUGUAACUGAGGCUUUACCAUCUUCUUCUGUUAAUGACGAGAAACUGAAAACUGAUGUUAUUGAGUCAGAUGAGAGUAGUAGAGUUGGUUUUGAGAAUACCGAGAUAGAUAUAAAGGACGAGAUUGGUUCCGUUGAUGAUAAUUUUAAGUCAAGAUGCUUGGCCGAUGGUGGUGUUUCUAUCUUAUCUGCAGAGGCUGAGGUUUCAAAAGUGCUUGUUGAAUGCCAUAGUUCUGAAACCGAUGAAAACUUGGUGAAUGUGGUUGACAUUCAAAAUGAUAGUAACUCGGUUGUUACUGUAAGUAAUGAUGGAGCACCUGCUGCAACCGGAAAAUUGUCUGCUGCAGAUAUUUCUGACAAUGUUGAACUUGUACAUGAAUCUAGAGAAUCAGAUUGUGAUACUAACAAUAACAAAAAAACUACUGCUGUCGUAAAGGGAGCAAUUCAGUUUGGUAGUGUUGUUACAUGUCAAGAGUCAGAAGAACCAGAAGGCCUUGACGAGGUUGAAAGGAGAAGUCCAUUUUACUUCUUGAUCAGGGUCCCAAGAUAUGAUGAUGAAAAUUUAAAAGAAAAAAUCAGGCUUGCUCAAAUUACAGUCGAUGAGAAAACUCAAAGUCGGGAUGCUGUUCGAACUGAAAUGCAAAAGAUGAGGGCAAUUUGCAAGAAAUAUGGUGAUAAUGUCGAGGCUGCCAUAUCCCAAGAAAGAGCAAUACGAGAUCUGCAUAGGUCCAAACGUCUAGAAAUAGACUCUAUUCAAUCUAUGAUGAACAUUGAGGAUAUUGAUGCCAAGAUUCGAAACAUGGAACACAUGAUACAGCAUGAAACCAUGCCUCUUAAGGAUGAAAAGCAGUAUAUUCAUCAAAUUAAGCAAUAUAAGCAAACUCGUGAACGAAUCUCUUCUAAUAUAGAUAAGCAGGAUGAAGUUCAGCAGGGUUCAGACCAAAAAGAACAAAUUCAAGAGCGCAUGAAGUCUUUAAAGAAGGAAGCAGACCAAUUGAAGGUCAAUCUCCUGAAGGCUGAAGCAGUCACUAAGGCUGCUAAGAAAGAGUAUCACGAUGAAGCUGAAAAGUUGAAGAAAUUGCAGUCCCAGUUCAAAGCUGCUGAUGAAAUCCGCCAAGAAGCAUAUUCGCAGUUGUUGAGUUUGAAGAAACAAUCAUAUGAGAAGAACAAAUUUUUUUGGCAGUACAGGGAUGAUGCAAAGGCAGCAAAUGAUCUGGCUUUGCAAGGGGACAGAGAGGCACUCCAAAAUCUCUGUGUUAACCAGGUUGAGGAAGUUAUGGACUUGUGGAACAACAAUGAUGAAUUCCGUAAGGAAUACAUCCGAUGCAAUGUCAGAAGCACAUUAAGGAGACUGAGGACAUUUGAUGGCCGCGCGCUUGGUCCUGAUGAAGAGCCACCUGUAAUUCCUCAAGUAGGAAACGAAAGAGUUGCCAAGGAUCAUACUGUGUCCAACUCAACUUUGGAAGAACAAACACGAGAGAAAACAGCUCCCGCAAAAGCUAAAACAGCUCCCACGAAAGCUGAAACAGCAAAGGAUAAACCUGCAGCAAAGGCCGUGGAGCAAAAGAAUCAGACAAGUAAACCGGAAAAGUCGGUAAAACCUGUUCCUCCAGAAAGUGGUUCAGCAACUGCUUCUAGCAGGGACACAUUUGAAGAAGCAGAAAAAGAAGAACCGAAGGUAACAAAGGAGGAAGAGGAAAGCCUGAGGAAGGCAGAGGAAUUGAGAAAGGAACAGGAAGCGGCUAAAUUGAGGGAGCAACGACGGUUGGAGGAGAUAGCUAAAGCUAAGGAGGCACUAGAAAGGAAGAGGCGAAACGCAGAGAAGGCCCAAGCCAGGGCUGCAUUAAGAGCUCAGAAAGAAGCUGAACAGAAAGAGAAGGAAAGGGAAAAGAGGACCAAGAAGAAAGAAAGAAGAAAGGGAGCAUCAGUAUCAGGGGAUGCAAGUGUAACAGAUGAAACCGAAUCUGCUCGGACUUCGGAAACUCCUCCUGAAACACCGCAAAACUCUCAAAGCAAAGAAAAGCCACUAACAGUGGCAAAGAGGUCUCAAAAGCCAACUCAGUUCACAAAGCAGAGCAAGGCAAAAUCCAUUCCCCCGCAGCUCCGCAACCGUGGUAAGAGAAAGAUGCAGCCAUGGAUGUGGGUCCUCCUGACGUGCCUGGUAAUAUUCGCUUCGGUUUUGGUCGGAAACUAUAACAUCUCAUUCAACUUUGAGCUGCUGCAAAAGUUCAAGUUUUAAAGACAUACGUAUAUUGGUUUGGCUUAAUUCUUUUGUGCUCGCGCAGGGUGGGGUUAUUUAUAUAUUUGAUUUUCUUAAUUAUUUUUCCUCAGUUUUUUUUAUUAUUAUUUAUUUAUUUCACUUACUAUAGUGUGUCAUUGAUUAGAGUGGUUUCUGUCAACUGCUAAAUUAAUAUGGUGGUGGACCUGGUGGCAUUGUUAAGUUGGUAAGGUGAUGGUGUUAUUUUAUUAUUUAUUAAUAAUAAUAAGGUACUAUAUUGGUUUUUUUUA
Messenger RNA from Hibiscus syriacus, 4101 nucleotides. RefSeq lists its product as uncharacterized. NCBI's taxonomy places the organism in Eukaryota, Viridiplantae, Streptophyta, Magnoliopsida, Malvales, Malvaceae. The record is from RefSeq and is a predicted model, not a curated record.